This is a messenger RNA of Suncus etruscus (white-toothed pygmy shrew), 630 nucleotides long. Its product is annotated as endogenous retrovirus group K member 19 Pro protein-like. The transcript has a single exon. The coding region runs from base 1 to 630 and encodes 209 amino acids. Gene Ontology annotation, molecular function: nucleic acid binding; aspartic-type endopeptidase activity. NCBI's taxonomy places the organism in Eukaryota, Metazoa, Chordata, Mammalia, Eulipotyphla, Soricidae. The record is from RefSeq and is a predicted model, not a curated record. Gene Ontology annotation, biological process: proteolysis.
AUGCUGCUAGCCACUGCCCCUUACGGGCCUGUGCAAAUUUUACCAGGACAACGCCUAGCCCAAGCACUGCCCCUACCUUUAGAUACAACCCUCCCGGCUCUCCCCGAGACACGUGGUGCUUCCACUCCUGGCUCCUCCGAGGUCUAUUGGAUUAAAGCUAUCAGCAAAGUAAGACCACCUCUAACCAUUACUAUAGAAGGAAGACCCUUUACUGGGCUCCUAGAUUCCGGGGCGGACACUACCUGUAUUAGCCCCCAGUUCUGGCCUUCUAACUGGCCCGCCCUCCCCACCCUUGACAGUGUCUCCGGGGUUGCUGGUACUGUCAAGCAGGUUCUUUUAAGCUCUCGCCCCUUAAACUGGGUCGAUGAUGAGGGAAACAAGGGCACUAUCACACCUUAUAUUAUUCCUGAGCUCCCUAUAAAUUUGUGGGGGCGAGAUCUCAUGGAACAAAUGGGUCUUUAUCUGAUUAAGUGCAAGGACCCCCAUGUACUACAACAAAUGCUAGCCCAAGGGUAUGAGUUGCACAAAGGGCUUGGAAAGAAUUUGCAAGGUAUGCUUAAUCCAAUUGAGGCCACACCUAAGUUAGAUCGGCAUGGCCUAGGCUACAAAACUCCUCAGCAGCCUUUUUGA